CAGGCAGGGCCCUGCGGGCUCCGCUCGCUGUGGGAGCUCAGCUGUGCUCACCCCCUUCUCUCAGCCCCGUCUGUGAGGCUUCAGCCGUGCCCACCCCCUUCUCUCAGCCCCAUCUGUGAGCCCUUCCCAUCCCUCUGGGGCUCCCCUGUCCGAGGCUGCCGACCGGUGCAGGUGCCUCCCCUGAGGACCCGGGGUAAGCGGGCAGGUCGGUGAUUUCUUCCCGCUCUCGGCCACCCGUGCAGAUCUCAGGAAGCAGGCGAGGCAGCUGGAGAACGAGCUGGACCUGAAACUCGUCUCCUUCAGCAAACUCUGCACCAGCUACAGCAGCAGCCGAGACGGACGGCGCGACAGGUAUAGCUCUGAUACAACUCCUCUCUUAAAUGGAUCAAGCCAGGACAGAAUGUUUGAGACCAUGGCUGUGGAGAUCGAACAACUUCUGGGAAAGCUUACUGGGGUAAACGACAAAAUGGCAGAAUACACAAAUAGCGCAGGAGUCCCAUCCCUGAACGCUGCACUGAUGCACACGUUACAGCGUCAUCGAGACAUAUUGCAGGAUUAUACACAUGAAUUCCACAAAACCAAAGCGAACUUCUUGGCAAUACGAGAAAGGGAGAAUCUGUUGGGAUCAGUACGAAAAGAUAUCGAAUCAUAUAAAAGUGGAUCUGGAGUGAAUAACAGAAGAACAGAACUGUUCCUGAAGGAACAUGAACACCUUCGAAACUCAGAUCGACUGAUAGAAGAAACAAUAAGCAUUGCCAUGGCAACUAAAGAAAAUAUGACUUCGCAGAGGGGGAUGUUGAAGUCGAUACAAAGCAAGAUGAAUACCUUGGCUAAUCGGUUUCCAGCAGUGAACAGCCUGAUCCAAAGGAUCAACCUUCGGAAACGACGAGAUUCUCUCAUCUUGGGUAGCAUUAUUGGCAUCUGUACCAUCUUACUGUUGCUCUAUGCUUUUCAUUGAUGGAUGUUCCCCCAUGGACUCUGCUAAACUCAUCACCACCAGUCAAGCAAAAUUGAGUGGGGGAAACGACAGACUUCAAACAGCCGCCUCGUCACGGCUGGGAGUGUCAGCAUGAUGUCUAGAGCUUAUGAUGGUAGACUGCAACACUGGGUUGGGGUUGAAGCUGCAGUGUUUCUCCUUCCCUGCCAUACAUCUUCCUUUGGUUAACUUUUGUGGGAUUUGUUUGUCUUUAAUUCCCUUUCUCACUGCAAGGUAAGUAAAUAUGGGACACUUACCAGCAGCCGUAGAACAGUUCCUUUCCUCAGCGGCGCUGGGGAGGUCUGUUUUUGGCUGGUAUGUGGGAAAAGAUUGUUAUGCUUGCCUUGGGUGGAAGCUGCAGGAAGCCAGUUCCCCCUGUGGGCCAAGCACAGUAGUGAACACUUGUGCCCUGUGAGAAUGUUGCAGCUUUAAGCCAUCAGGUUGCUUUACUACUAAGUACAUGUUCUGUAAUUCUUUUUAACUCAUGUUUGAGAUACUAGUUAUUUCUGCAUCAUUUGUGCUGUGAAAACUGUGCUUCACACAAAUUCCUCAAAGUCAAAAAAAGGAUCGUUCACUUCACUUUUUGCACAGAAUAUGAAUAAACUACUCUGUGAGGAAGAUCUUAAGGUUUCUUGUGGCUUUAAAGGGACUAAAAAGUCCCCCGUCGUAAAAAGGGAGCACAGCGUCCUCACAGCUGUUUACUAUAGUGUUCACUCAUCUGAAAAGUGACCAAACCUGAGUUCACCUAAAAGUAGUCUUUUGGGUGUAAAUACUUUGACUUUGACUGGCAUCAUAAAGGUCUUUAUAAAGACAUUAAGCAGUUUGAAAAGUUUAUAUUGGAAUCUAAGGUUAUUCUAAUAGUGUUAAUAUUUUUACACUGUAAGUAGACUGUAAUCAAAACUGUCCAUUGGAAAUGAAAAUACUUAUGGUUAUACCUGAGGCAAAUGUAUGUGCGUGCAAAAUUGUUGGACAUUACUCCCCAUAGUAAUGAGUUGAAUGUAUGAAUAGUGUAACAAGUAUUAUUUAUCAUCAUCUGAGGGAGGAGGAUUUUUUUGUCCAGACACGAACACAAAUCCCAUUGUGUUUGCAUCUCAAAACAAAGCCGACAUCAGGAAUGGCUUUGGCGUUCAUUCACAGGUGAUGGGUUUUCCUGCUCUUUCAACAACACUUUUCCAUCUCUCAUCGUAACCCAGUACAUUCAAACUGAGGCACUGAAGUACUUUCUAGGAACUUGAUUAACUCUUUUUGCAGUCAACUUAGAGUACUCCUGACAGAUUUCAUGUAUGCCAUUGCCGACAAAUGUCAGACAGUCCCCAGAUUCUUCUCUGGAACAGAGUCUAGCAGGAUGGAUGCAAUUUUUACUGCUUUUUAUAGUGUCUGUGAAGUACCUGUUGGAGGGAGUAGACACU
Messenger RNA from Cuculus canorus (common cuckoo), 2385 nucleotides. It is a transcript of the gene GOSR1, whose product is annotated as golgi SNAP receptor complex member 1. The transcript has 8 exons. Bases 401 to 958 code for a protein of 185 amino acids. Gene Ontology annotation, cellular component: cis-Golgi network; SNARE complex; Golgi medial cisterna. NCBI's taxonomy places the organism in Eukaryota, Metazoa, Chordata, Aves, Cuculiformes, Cuculidae. Gene Ontology annotation, molecular function: SNAP receptor activity. Gene Ontology annotation, biological process: vesicle fusion; endoplasmic reticulum to Golgi vesicle-mediated transport. The record is from RefSeq and is a predicted model, not a curated record.